AUGUCAAUCGAAAGUGAACUUCAAGAUCCUUUGAUAGAAGAAGUGAAGGUUCCAAGACCGCAAUCUGGAUUCGAAAAGCCCGAUAAAACAAGUACGAAAAAAAGAAAGCGAGGAGCAAAUCAUGAUCAAGAGGUGCCCAAGCAAAAAGACAAUGUAGCCGGCAAAAAGAGGAAACACAAUUCUUUCGAUGACGAGGAUGUUGAUGUCGAAGCUGGUCUCAACAAUGCUAUCGCAAAAAUGGAUGACCAUUUAUUGGUUGAUUAUGUUGCGAGCCAGACAAGGAGAUAUGAAAGUGAUCUCAGUUCUGUGGAAUUAGAAGAUCGAUAUUUGCCAGUAUCCGCUGUCCGAGAUACUACAUCAUGGACGAAGCUGCGAAAUCUCGAUAACCUGCCUGAGUUCUUGGAGAAUUUUUCUGGUAAUCCAACAAAACUUUGGUCUGCAUCGAAAAAGAAUGGAUCACCACAUACAAUCAUUGUCACUGCCGCCGGUCUCAGGGCAGCCGACGUAGCUAGAGCUGUACGAAAAUUUCAGACCAAAGACGUGAAGGUUGCAAAGUUGUUCGCGAAACACAUCAAGCUUAAGGAUUCCAUAGGAUUUCUCAAAGCUUCAAGGACGGGAAUCGCUGUCGGUACACCUCAAAGAUUGAAGGACUUGAUGGAUGAAGGUUCACUUGCGGUAGAUAGGUUGGAGAGAAUUGUCAUCGAUGCUUCACAUAUCGAUCAAAAAAAGAGGGGUAUACUUGAAAUGAAGGAGACGCAGAUUCCUUUAACAACUUGGUUGGGCCAGAAACCUUUCAGAGACAGGUAUGAAAGUGCUACAGAUAAGUUGCAAGUUUUAUUUUAUUGA
Messenger RNA from Sclerotinia sclerotiorum 1980 UF-70, 846 nucleotides. RefSeq lists its product as hypothetical. Gene Ontology annotation, cellular component: nucleus; 90S preribosome. NCBI's taxonomy places the organism in Eukaryota, Fungi, Ascomycota, Leotiomycetes, Helotiales, Sclerotiniaceae. The coding region runs from base 1 to 846 and encodes 281 amino acids. The record is from RefSeq and is a predicted model, not a curated record. The transcript is spliced from 3 exons.